Messenger RNA from Merops nubicus (carmine bee-eater), 981 nucleotides. It is a transcript of the gene DENND2D, whose product is annotated as DENN/MADD domain containing 2D. The transcript is spliced from 8 exons. Gene Ontology annotation, cellular component: nucleoplasm; cytosol. NCBI's taxonomy places the organism in Eukaryota, Metazoa, Chordata, Aves, Coraciiformes, Meropidae. The annotation marks the transcript as partial. The record is from RefSeq and is a predicted model, not a curated record.
CCAUCUGGCCGUGGUGUUCGCCUCCCUGAGGUCUUCUGCAUCAUCAGCUGCCUGGGCUGCUUCGGGCUCUUCUCCAAGAUCCUGGACGAGGUGGAGAAGAGGCGGCAGAUCUCCAUGGCAGUGAUCUACCCCUUCAUGCAGGGCCUGAGGGAAUCGCCCUUCCCAGCGCCAGGGAAAACAGUCACCAUUAAAAGCUUCAUCCCCGAGUCAGGCACAGAGCUCAUCGAGCUCACACGGCCGGUCGAUGCCCACCUAGAGCACGUGGAGUUCCAGGCUCUGCUCCAGAGGCUCAGCCCCCACCUCAUCCUGCACAUCUUCUCCUCGGCCGUCUUGGAGCGCCGGCUCAUUUUCCUGGCAGAGGAGCUGAGCGUCCUGUCGCAGUGCAUCCACGCCGUGGCUGCUCUCCUCUACCCCUUCACCUGGGCUCACACCUACAUCCCCGUGGUCCCCGAGUGCCUGCUCGACACCGUCUGCUGCCCCACGCCCUUCAUGGUUGGCAUCCAGAGGAGGCACCUGGCCCGGGUCCUGGACCAGCCCAUGGAGGAGGCUCUGAUCGUGGAUCUCUGUGAAGGGAAGAUCAUCCGGGCGGUGGGGGACGAGGAGGAGAUCUUGCCCAUCAAGCUGCAGAAUGAGAUGCUGGCAUCUCUGAGCAGGCACAACAACAACAACAACGUACACACAGCCGAGCAGGUGAACGUGCUCAUCUCAGAGGCCUUUGUGCAGUUCUUUGUCCGGCUGGUGGGUCACUACGCCUCCCACAUCAAGUGGAGUAAGAAUGGCUCAGGGACCUUCCAGGAACGAGCCUUCUGCAAGGCCAUCCCCUCCAAGAGCAGCCGCAGGUUCGUGAAGAAGUUUGUGAAGACCAACAUGUUCUCCCUGUUCAUGGAGGAAGCUGAGAAGAGCAGGAUGCCCCAGGAAGCCUAUUUCCAGAAGAAAAUAGCAGAGUACCACGAGCAGAAGAAGCACCGAAGGGCCUCCUGA